AGACCAGGUGUACCUGAUUUCGUCCUUUUUACCAGAUUCGAAAUUCAGAACUCUCUGACACUCCUCGAUUCCCGAGAAAACUACGAUCCGAUUCCCUGACAGUCUGGAAGAAAUGGUAUCCAAGAAAUUGGCAGCUCUGCUUUCUUCUCUCAUUUCUGAAUUACUCCUCCUUCUUAUACUUCUCUUCCCUUCCUCCACUUCUCUCUCUCUUGUCCCCAAUUCCAAUGAUUCCAAUUUCAGUAAUUCCAGUUCUAAUUCCUAUGCAAAUCUUUUCCCUCUUAUCCAUUAUCUUCUCUCCUCCCAGGAAAUUGCCGCUUCCCUCUCUCUCUUCACUACUUCCAGGAAGAGGAAGAGAAUCCAUCUUUCAGAACUGGAUUCUGAGUCGACCCACGGAAACAGAAACCACCAACAUGGGUCUCGACUCAGUGAGUUGGACCGAGUCAUUCGAAAUCUUGACUCGUUUAAAACCUUUUUCAAAAUGAGCUCUUCAACCUUUGAAUGGCUAUCUGGCUUGCUUGAACCGUUGCUAGAAUGCCGUGACCCAAUUGGGUCGCCGCUUAACCUCUCUGCUGAGCUCCGACUAGGUAUCGGCCUCUUUAGAUUAUCCACCGGGUCAAAUUACUCCGAAAUAGCUGAUCGAUUUGGGGUUUCCGAGUCAGUGACUCGGUUUUGUGCAAAGCAAUUAUGCCGUGUGUUAUGCACCAAUUUUCGCUUCUGGGUUGCAUUUCCUUCCCCUGUUGAGCUCCAAACAGUGUCCAAAGAUUUUGAAACUCUUACUGGAUUGCCAAAUUGUUGUGGUGUAAUAGAUUGUGCAAGAUUCGAGUUUGUUAAAGAAGCUGAUUCAAGUCUAUCAAUUAUUGCUGUUCAAAUAGUUGUGGAUUCAUCAUCGAGAAUUUUGAGUAUUGCAGCUGGAUUUCGUGGCAACAACUGUACUUCCACGAUCCUUAAAUCAACUACAUUGUAUAAAGAUAUUGAAGGAGGAAGGCUAUUGAAUACAAACCCAAUUAUUAUCGAUGGAGUGCCUAUAAAUCAAUACUUAAUUGGAGGCAGAAAAUAUCCUUUACUGCCCUGGUUAAUGGUACCGUUUGUAAAUCCUGUGCAAGAAUCAUUUGAAGACAAAUUCAACAGGGCAAAUAGUUUAAUGGGUGUCUCUGCACUAAGAACAGUUGCUAGCUUGAAAAAUUGGGGUGUUUUGUGUAAGCCGAUCCAAGAGGAGCUUAAGAAUGCAGUUGCUUUAAUUGGGGCAUGUUCAAUUCUUCAUAAUGCUUUACUAUUGAGGGAGGAUGAUUCUGCAUUGCUUGAAUUGGGAGAUUAUUCUUUAUAUGAUUAUGGAGAUUCUGAAAUGGAGCAGAACUUGAAUGAUUUUAAGGCUUCUGAUAUAAGAAGUGCAUUGGCUACAACAGUGAGAGUUUCAUAAACCUUUAAGGCUUUCUUUGUUAUAUGGCAUAUGCAAUUAUGCAAAGAGAUUUCUUUUAUCUGCCUACUCUGGAAUUUGGAAGGAGGAGGCUCAACCCUAAAUUUUUGAUAUUGGUAGGUAAUUGAGGAUUUUGUGCAUGACAAAGAAGAGUGAAGUUUUUCUCUUAAAAAAUUUGUUUCAACACCAAGUCACUAACCUUGUUUCCAUGGAAUUCUAGUUUCUCUUUGUUUAACAAAUGAUCCUUGAUUUAAGAUGUAUAGAAUUCAUCAGCUUUUGCAAUUGGCAGAGUGAAAUUUAGGAUAUUUUUUUCCCCACAUUGUGGAUGCCAUUUGCUGCUUACUGUUAUUUAUUGCCUCACUAAUACCUUUUGUUUGGAUCCUUUGGUGUAAACUCUUGGGUUAAUGAGCAAUCAAGUGAUUACAUUUCUGGUA
Molecule: messenger RNA, 1848 nt
Organism: Jatropha curcas
Lineage: Eukaryota; Viridiplantae; Streptophyta; Magnoliopsida; Malpighiales; Euphorbiaceae
Product: protein ALP1-like
Source: RefSeq, a predicted model, not a curated record